Molecule: messenger RNA, 1374 nt
Organism: Phalaenopsis equestris
Lineage: Eukaryota; Viridiplantae; Streptophyta; Magnoliopsida; Asparagales; Orchidaceae
Product: zinc finger CCCH domain-containing protein 1-like
Exons: 2
Coding region: 101-1087 (328 amino acids)
Biological process (GO): snoRNA splicing
Cellular component (GO): U2-type spliceosomal complex
Molecular function (GO): metal ion binding
Source: RefSeq, a predicted model, not a curated record
GAAACCCUCGCCUUCCUGAUCGAACCCUCCCCAUACAGUCGCAAACCAUAGCUCAACUCGCUGUUUAGUACUUCCUCGAGCUUCGAUUUCUGCAUCAGAAAUGGCCGAUCAGAGUGGGGACGUCUGCAGUUUCUUUAAGAAGCCUUCAAGGAACAAGAACAUUCGGAAGAGGACUGCCACUGAAUCCCCCGAAGAUGAGGACAACGGCGACCGAAGUCCCCAAACCUCCCUCCCUUCUCAAAGACCAAAGAAAACCAUUGCAUCCGACAAGGCACUUCAGUUCUCCACCGCAGCUCCUUCCUCAAAGUCAUCCGGUAACGAUGUUGGCGAACCAGAGCCGAAGAGCGAGGCCGACAUCUUCCACUACGAGUCGUCCAAGCUGAUCCAGGUUCAGAAUGACAGCGGCGCCACUGCUUCUCUACAAACCGAGACAGAGUUCGAUCGUGACGCGCGUGCGAUCCGCGAACGAGUCCUCAAACGGGCUGAGGAGUCUCUUAAGGGGAAAUCCAGGUCGGAAACUAGCGACGCGAAGGUCUAUCAUGGCAUUCACGGUUACACAGAUUACAAGGCUGGAUUCCGCCGCGAACAGACAGUUGCUGGCGAGAAGGCCGGCGGUGCGCACGGCCCGCUGCGCGCGUCAGCGCAUAUCCGUGUCUCGGCAAGGUUCGACUACCAGCCGGACAUCUGUAAGGAUUAUAAGGAGACUGGCUACUGUGGUUUUGGGGAUGCGUGUAAGUUUAUGCACGAUAGAGGCGAUUAUAAGUCUGGGUGGCAGUUGGAGAAGGAUUGGGAUGAGAGAGAGAAGGCAAGGAAGAGAGCUUUGGCCAUGGGUGGCGGCAGGGAGGAUGCAGGUGGUGAGAAUGAUGAAGAUGAUGAUGACAACCUUGAGUUGCCGUUUGCUUGCUCUAUAUGUAGGAGACCUUUCGAGGAUGCAGUUAUGACCAAGUGCAAGCACUACUUCUGUGAACAUUGUGCUUUGAAGCAUCAUUCAAAGAACAAGAAAUGCUUUAUUUGCAACACACCAACGCUGGGUAUUUUUAAUACAGCACAUGAGAUAAGGAAAAAGAUGGCACAAGAGAAGCAAUAGUUAUGGUACUUGCCCAGCACCCUUUUCCGUAAGUUAUUCUUAAUGAUUUUUUUUUUUAAACUUUUCUUUUGUUUUGGGGUGUUGAGUUCAACCAGCAUCCUCUAGCAUGCGAAUUCGCUUAUUACUUAUUGAAACGCUGGUGGAGUUGAAUGCAUCCCUAAAUGGUAUACAAGUGCUCAGGGAUUUCAUUAUAUUUGUGCUCUAAUUUUUAUCUUUUUUAUGAAAUUGUAUAUUUCUAUUUCCAAUGGGUUGGUUUCGCUGGCUUAGUGCAUGAGUAGAAAAGUGGA